CGACGCUACUCACGCAUCACUGGCCCUUUCUAUUAUUAUUAUUACAUCUUCACCAUUUCCAGGGCAGGCUUAGGAGCGGGUUAUGAAUCCGGGACUAUGGGGUUGAUUCGGGAUAAGGGGCCCUGGUGAAGAAGAGGCUUUGGAGAAAUGUGUUUCACGCAUGACAUAUGGUAGUGGAGCGUGAACCACUCGCAGGGUGAGACCACACUUAUUAAAAAGAAAUAAUGUCAUGAUUCGACUUCCACGCCGAAAGGAUUUUUCUCUGCAAAAUCGUGGCCGACAAGAAUUGAUUUUGCCCGACCCACCAUCCAGUCGUCAUAUGGAGUCUUUGGAGUCUCUACAGUCUACCAGGCUGUUCUCCGGACAGUUUAACGUGGUUCUUCCGAUUAUCCGGGAAAAACUCUGGGCUGCCUCAAGCGCGAGGAACUUCACACCAAGGCUUCAUUCACUAUAUCCGAUCGAGGUUUGAGUGGUGCAGAUGUAUUCGUAAUAUAAUUAUGUGACCAGGAUGCAAUGCAAGGCAGGUCAUCGUCCAAAAUCCCUUAGUAAAAAUCAGGCCCAUAAAAAAGGGGACUUUUGAACCAGGAUUCAAGUCUUUUUUUUGUUUUGGAUCAUCCAUGGUUCACGAUACAUCAUAUCGAGGGACGUUGCUUUGGUUUUCCUGUUUUGCCUUCGAAACCAAAGUAAUCAAUAAUAAAUUAAUAAUCAGCGCUUUCGGGUUCUCACGAGGGUUACAAGGGAGACUGUUCGGGCGCGUUGUAUUUGAACCCCUCCUCAGCCAUUCCUCAGCCACAGGAGAAAAAAAGAAAAUACUUCCAAGAAAUUCUUAUUUUAGCGCCUGGGCAGGAUUUGGGUCUGCUUUUGAGCGUGAGGCUGGGUUGGGUGGAUGUCCCGUUUAGCGAGGGCAAGAGGAAGCAAGCUGGGUCCCCCGAAAGCCGCCACAGACGCCGCCACGAUGAGGACAGGAAAAAUUCUGACCGGAAUUAAAGGAGUUAGUUAGUUGGCCAAUUAAGUGCAGCGGCGAUGAGCUUUUUCGUGUCGCGCAUAGGUGUGCAUUAAGUACUCAGUAGAUGACUGAGAAAAAAAGAAUCCGACACAGAGAUAGACAUUCAUAUGUCAAACCACAACCUCACAACAACUGACGUUAUUACACUUGUCUCUGGGCUGGGAUCUGAGAUAUCCGGAUAAUAAGAACAGUAGAAACGUGUUCUGUGUAGAGUUCAAAGUUCAAACCUGGUAAAAUAAUCCUGUUUUGUUAUCACCAAAACUGAACCGCUGGCGGCCUGCCUGCGGAGUAAGGUACGUACCAAGCUACCCGUCAUAUCGCUCUGUACCCGGGGGAAUGGCAGGUUUGGCUGGUUGAAAUUCGCGGGGCAGGUCGCUGCGGUUAAGCUUAGAACUUAGGGGGGGGGUUUUAAUCCAUGCCCGUGAGCGCUGCAGGCGGUCGUAUCACGAAUGCACGAUGCGCGCCAUAUAAUUGGAGCAAACGUGUUCAAACAACGAGACCAAAGGGAACGAUUGAAAGCCUUGACCUCAAUUGAACCCACCCAGGAACCUCAGCUCGGAUCACGGAGGCAUUAUUUUUAUUCUUGCAUACAAGAAAGGAGCGAAAAUAGUAUCAUCAUAAUGAUGGAAGCUGGCGCUGGAUCUUGACAUCUUGAAAGAGCCGCAUCGGCCAAAGCGAACCGAAGCCCGGCCGCCAUCAGUCAUCUUGAACCUUCACCGUCAGCUUCAUCCAAUCUCGAACCCACCUCUUCAGCUCAUCGUUAUUACAGACUAUCCCUAUUGUUAUCAAUUUCUUUCUUGUUCUCGCCUCUCCAGAGUCUCCACUGCUGCUUUCCAUUGUUCGUUCCAUUGGCUUUGUUUCCCCAUACCUCUCACUCUUUUGUCAUUGUUGUUUCAUUGUCGGGCCCGCACUUCUCCAGGCUAUCCCUAGUGGAGUGGAUGGGAUAAUAACCCCCGAGAUCGCAGCACAACCUCACCGACGCCGCGCUGUUCCGGACCCCCAGUGGCCAGUUGUAUCGCUGUUUGCCCCCAACCUCUCGCUAGUCAACUCAAUCGUCACUCGCUUCUCCACUCCCCAAAUCUUGCGACUACUUCUGCACGCUCCAGGCGACUUGUUUCCUGCUUGUUGAUUGCUUCUAUUAGUAUAUUGAGAGGAUUCAAGAUUUAUCCCUCUGUUAUCCCGUAUUCAGCACUGUCGAGAGUCUCGAUCGUGUUGUGAUUACACACCUGGGGGUCCUCAAGAGCGAAGCUUUGACGAUCAUCGGGUCUCCGUUGAUAUCAUCUCUUGUACGUGCAACUGGCUGAAUAAAACUGGGCCUGCGCUGUUGAUCUGCUGCUCCAUUGAAUGUGGAAUUCAUCUCCUGCCACAACAAAAACUUCCAAAGAGAAUAACUGCGAAUAUCAGGAGGACUUGGAUUCCUACAGCCUGACUGCGAAGCCCCUCUGGCUCAUUCUGGAUCGUGAAUGCUUCCGAAUCCUGGCAUGACCAUUUGACGAGAAUAUCCAUUCAGAGUAGCUGAACGACAGGGCUGUGAUAACAGAUACUCCUGCCUUCCCCUCGCUUAAGCGCCUCCCUUGCGUACAAAUUCCCCGACUUUGCGAACCGCCUCAUUGUGGCCCAGAUUCAUUCCGCAAGUUGCACGCAAUAUCCAGUUAUCCCACACACAUUUCCUCUUACAGCCGCGCUCCUUUUGGAAAUACUUCUUUCUGCUUGGAUAACAAGAGGUCAAUUGUCCAGGAGAUACCUUAAGAUAUCAUUCACAAUACUGCAGGAGGAGAGCGAACGACGCCGCCAAACAUGGCAACCGUAGUCGCCCCGGAACAGUCACAGCACACCCUACCUCCUCUCCUUCCAGCUCCAUCAAACAGAUCGCCCCCCCCUCCAGACUUCAAGCAACAAAAUCUUCCUCAGCUUCCGCGCCACCCUCCACCUCCUCCACCUAAUCAUGAUCUGAGUCAGAUCCUUAAUUCUGCUCCCAAGAGAAAACCUCUGAAGCCCCCCCCGCUCGAGGUUCUCGAUAAUGCUAUUGUCCACAAUUCUCCUGUCUCUCCUGUAGUCAUUGAUCCUCCGUCAACCCUGCCCCAAGCUUCCAGUGUCCAAAUAGAAGAUGAUGUGAGAACCUUCCCUUCUAACUCCUGGCGACCGGACGAGUUGAUGCUGGAUAGUCCUGGCACAACACAGCUCCCACCACGCCAGAGCUCACUUUCACCUACGACCAACUCCACCCUCUCUUAUCAAACUCUCCCGUAUCGCCACAAACUUUCGGAUAGCGUACCGGAAUCUUUACAAAGCAUCCCAGAGCGCAAGGAUUCGCUACAUCCUGACCAAUCUCAGCAAAUGACAUAUAAAAUCAAUCAUAGCGGAAGCCGUGGUGGCUCAUCUCGAGGUAGCCUUGAAAGCAUACCCCAAGAGAAUGAGUUAUAUCAACCAUUACAGUAUCACCAUAUGGCUUUCGAAGAGAAUGUAUAUGAUAGAAGUGUUAACCGUGGGUCAAAGAGCUCCAUAAAGUCUGCCUCUGGCUCUUCCUUGGGAGGUGAGCCAGGACCAGGGGUAUAUUCGCAAAACUAUUUGGCGCCAGCACGAGGCUCAACGCAUGGACUUACAAUUCCACGACCCAUUUCAGCAUACUCGUCUUCGUCGGAUCUUGCAGCGCGAGGCCGAUCUCCACAGCUCUCCCCUAAUAUUCAUGCCCGUGGUGUCUCUGCACAUUCCGCCGCGUCACCAGAUACCCGACCUCUCUCUUUCGUAGACCUCCUUAACGUACCAUACCCUCAGCCUGAGCCAGGCGCGGGAACCUUGGAACAUGCCCAUCUACGCCCGUUGGUUGGAAACAACGCAUCCCUCCUUAGCCACAAGCAAACUUUUGACAUGUAUUUGGCCAAUGUUAAGAAGACAAAUGAUCCUGCCGCUCAGUACGAAUUUGCUGUGUUCAUGAUCAAUUCCAGCCAAGCAACCGAGGACAGCCAAGCGCCUACUGACUCAACACAGCCGGAGAAAUCCAAAGAUAUAACUAAGGCUAGCCUAUUACGAGAAGCUAAAUCAAUCCUCCAACGCCUUGCUGACCGUAGUUAUCCCUAUGCCCAGUACUACCUGGCAGAUGGCAUUGCGUCCGGUCUUCUUAACAAGGGUAAACCCGACUAUGAUAAAGCGUUUCCGUAUUUUGUUGCUGCGAGUAAGCAUGGCCACGCAGAGGCUGGCUACCGUGCUGCCCUAUGUUUUGAAUUUGGCUGGGGAACCCGAAAAGAUGCAGCCAAAGCUGUCCAAUUCUAUCGCCAGGCAGCAUCAAAAAAUCAUCCGGGAGCGAUGUCAAGACUCGCCCGUGCAUGUUUAGAUGGUGAAAUGGGCCUCGUUAAACGGUACCGGGAAGGUAUUACUUGGAUGAAACGGGCAGCAGAAUCUGCAGAUCACCAAUACAACUCUGCGCCCUAUGAACUUGGCCUGCUCCAUGAAACCGGAUACGGGGAUGACGUUUUCCAAGACGAAACGUACGCCGCGCAACUAUUUACGAAGUCUGCGGAGCUAGACCACCCCGACGCCGCUUAUCGCCUAGGAGACGCUUAUGAACACGGCAAGCUUAACUGUCCUGUCGAUCCAGCGCUCAGUGUGCAUUUCUACACAUGCGCUGCGCAAUUGGGACACCCCAUGGCGAUGAUGGCAUUGUGUGCGUGGUACAUGGUUGGCGCUGAGCCUUUGCUUUCAAAGGAUGAAAAUGAAGCAUAUGAAUGGGCUAAGAGUGCGGCUGAACUAGGUCUCCCCAAAGCACAGUAUGCUGUUGGCUACUUCACUGAAAUGGGCAUCGGAUGCCGCCGCGACCCCCUCGAAGCCAAUGUUUGGUACGUCAAAGCAGCUGACAAGGGUGACGAGCGAGCGAAGCACCGCAUGGCAGCAAUCCGGGCAGCAGCAUCUGGUGCAGAUCCCAAGUCCGCGGCGUCCAAACGACGAAAUAAAGGAGAUCACCGAGCUGCCUCUCCAGAUGACAAAGGCAAAAACAAAAGAUUCAUGAUCUUUUGAUUUAUUUUGAAUUUGAAUUUUGAAAAGUUCGUUUCUUCUUGAAAUCUAGUUUUCACGCCUCGCAUAUACGAUUUCUCAGAUUCAUCCACGGUGCCUUUCUUGCCUCUUGAAAAAUCAAUCAGGUCUGACGUUGGAUACCGCCGCAUAUAUUUGAUGUCGUAAUAUUUUGAUAUCUGCCCGCUCAUACAUAUACUUUUACACUAAUAUCUCUCGUCAAUUUAUCUUCCUGGCUGUGUCCCACUAUCUUGUUUUUAUCAUUCACUACGAUACCAUACUUUAUUUUACUGAUCAUAUACUAAUUGAAAGCUAACUUCCCAUUUUCCCGCUGGUUGUUUUUUUCUUCGUUGAGAAAAACGCCUUUCCUAUGCCUCUUUCCCCUCAGGUCUAUGCUCUCCUAGAACUGUAUUGUGCGAAUUUUCGUUCACGCAUGAUGCAAGAUAUGGCUCUAUACCUCUCCGUUUAUUUAUCCUGCUCUGCUAGUUUCCUACUUAAACCCUUUCUUCCCCCGCCAUCUCGUCAUUUUCCUUAGAAAAUGGCCACACCUGUCGACAUAGCGUUCAGGUAAUGAAGAGGCUCUCAGAUGUUUGAUACAGCGCAGAAAAAAAUAAAAAAUAAAAAUCGAAUCCGGGGUCCAUAUAUAAAGGGGUCAACUAAUCAUCUCUCUUAAAAAUGCUUACUUGUUAUUUGAAUUCUUUCGGUUUCGGUUUCCUUGCCCUCUUGGAGCUAAUUGUUAAUGCAUUGAUCUGAUGACUCUUGGUUCCUUCUUUUGUUAUUUCUCUUUCUGUUCCGGCAUGGCUCUUGACUUAUCUUUUAUUUCUGUUGUUGCUCUUACAUCCUCUUUUUCUUUUCUUUUCUUUUUUUAACUUUUACUCUGGAUCGUUCAUGUCUUGUUUCUUCGCUAUGAUUGGUUUUAUUAGGUCACAUACACAUACCCAUACACAUACACUUAAACAAGACAAUUUAAUCCUGGUUUUUAACCAUAUCAACACAAACCCUCCCUUAAGUCGGUUGUUCUCUAAAUCGCAGACAACUUUGCAAGAGAGCCAAAGUAGACAACACCCAAUAUUUUCAUCAUGAAAUCUACACUUCUGACCCGUGGCCCCUUUUGAAUUACUCAUCAUGUGUGGCUUAUACCCUUCGGCAUAUAGAAGCAAAACGCUGUUCCCUUCCAUCUUGUGUUCGGGAUUACGUAUCCCUCAGGUUCGGUUUGGAUGGUAAGAUACACGGAUGGAUAUCAAUAGCCUUGAAUGGGAGGUACACGUGGCUGGUGAGUUUGCUCAAUGGUCUUCUAACAUUUAAUAGCUAAUCACUUUUUAUCUUGUAAUGCAC
Molecule: messenger RNA, 6346 nt
Organism: Blastomyces dermatitidis ER-3
Lineage: Eukaryota; Fungi; Ascomycota; Eurotiomycetes; Onygenales; Ajellomycetaceae
Product: chitin synthase activator Chs3
Exons: 4
Coding region: 2804-5017 (737 amino acids)
Molecular function (GO): protein binding
Source: RefSeq, a predicted model, not a curated record